UCCGGUGCCAUGCACAUGUCUACGGCAUUUACUAGCGGCAGCAAACAUCGGAUCGCCGUUGCUCAGCUUCGAUCCACUUCUGACAAAUUCUCUAAUCUCUUGGACGUUGCUAGGUGUGCAGGUUGGGCCAAACGGGAUGGUGCUGCUAUGCUUUUUCUUCCCGAAUGUUGCUGCUUUCUGGGGGAAAGUGCCUCGCAAACCUUAGAAGAGGCGGAUCCCCCAAUCCAAGAUGCUGACAUUUUGAUUCUGGAUGGUCUUCGCAACAUUGCUCGUGAGAGCGGACUAUGGAUUUCGGCGGGAGGAAUUCAUGUGUCCGGCGCUCCACCUCACGAUACAGCAGACCCAGACCAUUCGAGAGUAUACAAUACGCACUUAAUCAUUGAUUGUGUAGGCACCGUGAAGUGCCUUUACCGAAAAAUACACCUUUUCGAUGUCGAAAUCCCUGGACAAGUGAGCUUGAGAGAAAGUGCGACUACUGCUCCCGGCAAAGCCGUGAAGGUUUGCGACAGUCCCAUCGGAUGUCUAGGGGUAACUAUAUGUUACGACUUGCGCUUCCCAGAAAUGUACGUAAAACUCACUACACAAGGCGCGCAGAUUUUGCUGGUGCCAAGCGCAUUCACAAUUCCAACUGGCACCGCUCACUGGCACACUCUACUCCGCGCACGAGCAAUAGAAAAUCAAUGUUUCGUCAUUGCCGCCGCGCAGUUUGGUGAGCACAAUCACAAAAGAGAAAGUUAUGGACAUGCACUCAUUGUUGACCCAUGGGGAGAAGUCUUGGCAGACGCUGGGGGCGCGGACGGUGGUGGUACGGUAUCCAUCGACGCCUCGAACCUCGUCACACCGUCAAUUAUGGUACAAGAAAUUGACUUGGACCUUGUCACCUCGGCUCGCCAACGUAUUCCGAUUCAAAAUCAUCGAAGAGCUGCUGAGUUCUAG
This is a messenger RNA of Phaeodactylum tricornutum CCAP 1055/1, 936 nucleotides long. RefSeq lists its product with no specific name. Lineage: Eukaryota; Bacillariophyta; Bacillariophyceae; Surirellales; Neidiaceae. The transcript is spliced from 4 exons. The record is from RefSeq and is a predicted model, not a curated record. Bases 10 to 936 code for a protein of 308 amino acids. Gene Ontology annotation, molecular function: hydrolase activity, acting on carbon-nitrogen (but not peptide) bonds, in linear amides.